This is a messenger RNA of Opisthorchis viverrini, 591 nucleotides long. RefSeq lists its product as hypothetical. The record is from RefSeq and is a predicted model, not a curated record. Bases 1 to 591 code for a protein of 196 amino acids. The transcript has 2 exons. NCBI's taxonomy places the organism in Eukaryota, Metazoa, Platyhelminthes, Trematoda, Opisthorchiida, Opisthorchiidae.
AUGUUUCCUCGGAUAUUUAUCCGCGGUAUCCAGCUCCGAUGCAACCUGCUUAGGACGAGAGUUAGAAGCGCUCGGCAUGGUCAUGGUGGCCAGACGAUCUUAUGUCGUGGGAACUGUGGCCAACCGGAGGGUUCAGUGCACAUUUUGCAAUCCUGCUGGAUCACGCAUGACGCCAGAUGUGCUCGUCAUAAUCGGGUUGCAAGAGAACUCGCAAAAUAUCUCCGUCCACUGGGAUAUACUGUCUUCGAAGUGUUGAGAGCACCUACUUCGACGUACUUUAUCAAACCUGACCUAAUUGCUGUUCGAGAUCACCGAGCAACUGUAACAGACGUUAUUGUAAUCUCGAAUGUGCGCGAAGUGACUGUGUGGAAUAAGAAGAAGCAGAAGUAUGGUGCUGGUGAAUAUUCCUUCACCAUAAUCUCAGCCCUGCGUGCAAUCGGUUUUGAUGUCGACUUCUUCGUCUACCAGUCGAUGAUUAUCUCAUAUCGGGUUCAUGCAAUACAUACGAUUGACGGAAAUUCGAGAAAUUCGUCCCGUCUGAUGAGCUCCGAGAUGGCCGAAAUCGGUCUCGGGUUGCCGGAGGAUUUUUAG